Gossypium raimondii (Peruvian cotton) is the source of this 1848-nucleotide messenger RNA. RefSeq lists its product as uncharacterized. The record is from RefSeq and is a predicted model, not a curated record. The transcript is spliced from 3 exons. Bases 323 to 1633 code for a protein of 436 amino acids. NCBI's taxonomy places the organism in Eukaryota, Viridiplantae, Streptophyta, Magnoliopsida, Malvales, Malvaceae.
AUUCACUCUUUUUUCUUUCUUCCAAAACCAAAAAAGAAAGAAACCGAUUUUUUUUUUUUUUGAGAAAGAAAACCUCUCUUUUUCUUCGAUAGUGCUAACGUGCACGGUUUUUAGAAGCAAAAGGCGUUGGUUUAACGUGCGCUGCCUGAGAUGUCGCCGGCGGCUUCCAGAGCAACGGUUGUGAUAAGAAUCUCACGGUAUAGGGAAGGUCAGUGGUAGUGAAAGUUAGUUAAAUCAGACGGUUGCCGUAAUUUUUUGGGGGGGGUUGGGACCCAACCGCAAACGAAGGACAAGAAAGGAAAAAAAAAACCGAAGGAAAGUAAUGGAGGGACAAAAGAGCCAGGCGAAGUUAACACGAACACAGUCGUCGUUGCUCCGUUCGUCGCCGACUGUCCGGUCGUCAAUCCACAGCAUGUCGUCCAUCACCGAGGGUGACUUUAACAAGGACCAAGAAGACAAAGACGACCACCAGCACCGAGAGUCGUUACUGAACGACGAGAAACGAAAGAAACCGCCAACAAAGAAGUCAUGUUCGAUGACACCUAGGAUCAUUCCGGUCCGGUUCAACCCGGUUUUCGCCAUGGCUUCCAUCUCUUUCUUCUCUUUCAUCUUUUUCUUUUGCUUUUAUCUUAGAAGGGAGGAGAUUCCCACAUCGGAAUGCCUCUUGUUAGCGUUAAUUUUCGUCGCUAUAACCCUUUUCUUCGCGUCGAAAAACAAAGGUUUGAUCAACCAAGGCAUUGUUUGUUUCAAAGAAAGACUCCAGUUUUCGAAACCCAAUUCGAAGCCAGUCCAAUGGUUCAUUGGAGAAACCCAUUGUAACAAAAGCAACGACAACAACAACAAAGAAAACGGAAGACUUCAGCUGGUUGUAAGGGAAGGGGUGGAGUUUUAUAGCAAUGGGGACUUUUAUGAAGGUGAAUUCCACAAGGGGAAAUGUAACGGAAGUGGGGUUUAUAAUUACUUCGUGAAUGGGAGAUAUGAAGGGGAUUGGGUGGAAGGGAGAUAUGAUGGGUAUGGAGUGGAGAGCUGGAGCAGAGGGAGUAGAUACAGAGGGCAAUAUAGACAAGGAGUGAGGCAUGGAUUUGGGAUUUAUAGGUUUUAUACAGGCGAUUCUUAUUCUGGUGAAUGGUGUAAUGGCCAGAGCCAUGGUGUUGGGGUUCAAACUUGUGCUGAUGGGAGCUGCUAUGUUGGGGAAUUCAAGUCUGGGGUUAAACAUGGACUUGGUUACUAUCAUUUCAGGAAUGGAGAUAAAUACUGUGGAGAAUAUUUUGGGGACAAAAUGCAUGGAUUCGGUGUUUAUCACUUUGCUAACGGUCACUGUUAUGAGGGAUCGUGGCAUGAAGGUCAAAAGCAAGGGUAUGGCAUGUAUACUUUCCGAAGUGGUGAUACGAAGUGUGGGGAAUGGGAUUCCGGCACCCUGAAAACCUCUCUACCCCCGCUUACUGAUGCCAUCCUUCGAGCAGUUCAGGCUGCUAGAAAAGCAGCAGGAAAUGCUAUUAAGCUUCGCCGGGUGGAUGAACAAGUGAACAAGGCAGUUCUGGCUGCAAAUAGAGCAGCAACUGCUGCUAGGGUAGCCGCAGUCCGAGCUGUUCAGAACCAGAUGGAUGGCAAAUUUUGUUAUACAGAUGUCUAAGAUGUUUAGCUUCGGCUGGAAAUGUAAAUUGUUCUUUCCUUUUUUUUUACUAAUUUUUAUGUGUACUUGAAGAGGUGGAAGUCACCCUGAUGAGCAAAAGCUCAUUGGAGGUUGAGAGAGAUUUAUGUUUGAAGUUUCAUUGAUAAAAAAAUGUAACAAUGUACAUAACUCGUGUAUAUCAAUGGAAGAUCAGUUUUCAUAUAUUUUUCCUUUUA